AUGAAUACUAGGAAUUAUCCUGAUCUAAAUAAAGACUUGAUUCCGAUCGUACUCGCAGAGGACGACACUCAGGGACAGACAUCCAUCACAAAUGCCUUGGGAACAUUGGAUGCACCUCUUUCAGCCAAUGCGGCUACUGAUCCCACUGUUGCGGUCCUUCAAGAGGCCGCUAAAAGCGCGGAUACCGAGGUACCACCUUCGACUCACGCUGACAAUGAGGGCACUGCUGCUGUUGAUGGCGAAAUUGGCAACGGCGCGGAUAUUCAAGGGGUUGUUGAGCAGUUUGUUCUAAAUGAGGAGACAGCCGUUGUGAAUGGUCAACCGAUGCAAGUCGUGACCCUCAUGGAUUCCAGUGGACGUAUGUUGGAUCAGAAGCAUGGAAAAACUGGCGAACAAGUGGUCUUGGAAAUGCACGGUCAGAUGUUCUCUUAUGAACUCCAAGGACCGUCUGCUGACGGUGAAGCCAUCACAUCCACUUUGUUGGUCUCUUCUUCCGACCCCGACGAAGAAGAAACCGCCGAUAUUCGCCCACUGACUGCCACAGUUGAACAACCACCAACCACCAACACCACCUGGUCACAAGAAAUUACCACGAACGGAAAGCCAGAAGAAGAUGUCGAUGCCACCGCUUCUAGUCAACAAUUUACACUUACCGAGGCAUCGGCGAUCGUCGAUGGCGAGCCCCUUCAGACUGUUGUCUUGACCGAUGAGCAAGGAAAUGUGCUAGACCAGAAACAGGGUCGAACCGGUGAGCAUGUGCUCAUAGAGAUGAGCGGUAAUGCGUUGGAAUACGUCUUUCUCGGACCGACAGAGGACGGCGGACCAAUCACUACAACUCUGCUUGUCACUUCCGAUCCGAAUGUCGUGGGCAGUGAAUCGGCUGAUGACGCAGGUGCUUUGGGCCCCUAUGACGCCAACGAAGCGAUUUCUACGGUGGCAGAUUGCUGUCCUGCCGGCUUACCGCUUGAAUUCUAUUCAGUUCUGUGUCGCCAGGUUGAGAAUAUUGUUGCCACUCGCAUUCCCAGGAAUCAAGAUGGUUCAUCGCUCUAUCGACCGGAACCUUACCAUCGUAAACUGGGUUCACUCUCAACCUAUCAGCAAAUGACCGAGUUGGUGAACGGCUAUCGUGUUGGUGCCAGUCGAGGAGAAACUCUUGAACUGUACGAAAGCCUGCGUAACUUUGCUCGAAUCUAUCGCCCUUCUGGUCCACAAUCGAGAGCUCUGACCAAGUAUGAAGUUGCCAUGAAUGAAGCAGCUGCACAGUUCAGUCGUUAUCAUCCGGGACUUCUGUUUCACAAACGGGAGUUGUUCCAUUUAGCCAAAGAAACGGUGGAACAGUUACAAGCUCUUCUAAUCAGUGAGAGGAAACCACAACAGAGUCAGGAGACGAUUUCCCAGUUUCCCUCUCAAAUUCAAACAGAGUUGUCAGUUUCAAAGCCACAACCACAACCGCCAGUGCAACCAACAUCACGGUCGAUACCGCCCCCCACAGCCGCCGUUAGCGGUCGAGUUGCCAACUCUCAACUGGCUUUGUUAGAGUCACGUGGCUUCUCAGGUAUCAAACAACUAGCCUUGGGCAGCACAUCCACAGGUCAGACCUCGUUCGUUGUCACCUCUCCCGUUGAUCUGGUGUCUGAUUCAUCCGCUGCCGUCGACCGAUCAUCCAACACAACCACUUCCUUCACAUCGAGUGACAUCGCAAACAGCAAUGACACGCGCUAUUAUCCCGGAGUACAUGUUAUGAAGAGGGACUCCUUUAACAAGCUUUCCUCAGCGCAAGAAGAAGCACUACGUACUGCCGCAGUAGAGCUGAUCGUGGACUUGCCGCGUUAUGACCUGAAACCAAAGGCCGAUUGCACAAAUAUUGAACUAGGCUGCUGGGAACAAGCGAAACAGUUGGCUUCUCAGGCCUUGGACACUUCAUCCGAAACGCAUUCCAAGAUAAAUUCGCUGAUAUGUAAUGAGAAACGCGUUGAAGCGGUUCGUGAAGCCGCUGCGCUCUAUGGUAGAACGCCCGGUAACUCACAGUUUCCCGGACCUCCUAGUGGCGUGUCUCGCUCCUCUCCCGUCUCAGCGUUAAUCCCAUAUGAGAUCGCUUGCAAUGAAGCUGCGUCCUAUUUAGCGGCAGCAGUUCCUCAGCUGCUUACGCAUAGACGAGAGUUGUCCGAACUUGCCAAAAAGAUAGUACGGAACUCCGGUUGUUUGUUCACCAACACUGUCAGCACAGAUAAAAUGAUUGUUGGCAGCGGUGGCUACCGAUUCUUCUGCUCUGACCAGCUUCCUGAACUAGAUUUAUCUGCGGCCGAUCAACUACUAACAGACCCGUUAGAUCGCAGUGAUUCGCCCGACUCCGGAUGUUGUUUGGCUAUGAGUGAACCCGAAAUGGAGAAUGUGGUCCUCAACUUUCCGACUCUCAGUCUGACUUGCGAAGAAUGCAACAACGUGAUUGAUGACGUCACCAUUUACACAGCUACUGGAACUGAUUCGUUGAAAAAGGUUCGGAUUCUAAAUCUUAGCGACUGUGGAUUUACCGGUUUAGUGCCUAUGCACCUCAAUCAGUGCACCUCUCUGAUUGAGUUAAAUCUCUCUGGCAAUGCAUUGUACGCUUUUCCACGCUGCUUGCAUUUACCAAAAUUGAGACGUCUCAAUCUUCGCAAUAAUCCACGUUUACUUCGGCAGUCCACAGCCAGAUCUGUAUUGGAACCUCCAUUGGUUGAACAGUUUCCUCGUUUACAGUCGUUGGAACUCGAUCCACAACUUGCCAAGCUACUCUCUCAUCAGGCACUCGCUUGCCUGUGUCCUUAUCUCAAGUUCAUAAAUGGCAUUGAGUUCAACGAGGAGCCCACUGAGGAGACGAUCAAAACUUUCCAAGAAGCCAAGAAUCAACUGUCCUCCUUGAUUUAUUCCAAAUGGGAGGAUGAUAUUGCUUGCUUUUACAAGAAGGGCCUCCCGAAAAGAGAUGCUGUUCGUGUAGUGGAAACACUUGUGCUCCACUCCGUCAAGCGUAGUGUGGAUAUACCGGAACCGUUCUGUCACUGCAAGAGUAUCUUGGCCCGACGAGUUGCUGAGGACUUCCUGUCACCCAAACUGCUUGACGAUGAUUUUGAUGAGGACGCUAUCGAUAGAGGUCGAAGCGGUGGAGAAGCCAGCGACGAAGAAGACGAUGCUCCGGAAAGUGAAAGUGAUGUUGAUCUGGACGAGGAGGAUGACUACUCGAAGCAACAAACUGAUCCGUGUAGGAACUCGAUCUCUGCACAUACAGGGGACAAGGAUCUCCCUUUUGAAUCCGAAGUGGUCGAUAAGCACAAGCUUCUCUCGAAACGCAAAACAGUGAAAUCCGUUUCGGCGGAAUCCACACAGAUGUCUGUUGCUGAACGUGAAGCAGAAGCAGCCGCCGCCAAUUUAUCUUUAUUACCUGAUGAACCUCCGGAUCGUCUUAUCAACGUUGUCGGACAGGCUCUGCGUCAUGGGAAAACCGUUGUGUAUGCCGUUAUCCGGACUGCGGCCAGACAACCGGAUGGCGAACUCAUUCCGGUUGGUGGGGGGCUAGGUGUCACUAGCAGUGGUGGCGCCGGCGGUGGCGGUCCACGUCCUGUCGUCCAGAGCUCCGACCAAGCAGCCAAGCAAUCCAACGCAAGCGUACUGCUGCAAACUAGUUAUGAAGGCGAGGCUGCGACUUCUGUCAAUAAGGCUCCAGUCACUGGUCAAAAAUCUGCGUCUAGGCCGAUUCCACCGUCACAGAGGCAGCACACACCUGGGCCUCGACGCUCUGGCUAUCAACCUAAGGCAUCAGCCACGCCUUCACUCGCACCAAGUGCUCCGUCUGCUACUGCGUCUUUUUAUACGAGGCGAUCAGGACUACUUAGUCGGGAAGUUGUUACACCCGAUAAGCUCUUAUCUGAUCAGAUCACUCGAACUCCGGCAGUGUCCACCGUGUCGGUUGACUCCACUCCAUCUGGUCCAGUCUACACACUGAAACAACGCCCUCUGCUUCCAUCCGAUUAUAUCAUUCGUCCCUCUCAAUCCGAGUCUCAACCAGCUCUUGUGGUUCCAAAUCUUCUGAACCAACAGAAGAAGGAGCGAUCUUCCUGGACACCAGGUCGUCGAGGUCGUCCACCAUUAGCCCAGUCACUUGCCAAGAGGGCUGCUGUUGCCCAAGCCGAAGCGGUCGCAACUUCAAAGUUAAUUGAGCAUGUGACGAUUCCCCCUCCGCACUCCCCUCCUCCGCCCACAAUGCGGAUGUCCACUCGUGACUCUAAUCGUCUAAAGCGAUUCAGCGUUUAUGGAGUCAUCGAUACAGCUGCUGCUCUAGCUGGUAAAGAGGAGGCACUGCUAGCUGCCGCAUUAGCCGUCGAAGACGAACAGGAGAGCACUUCUAUCAAACAGUUGAUGCAACCUACCACUGUUCCUCCUACUCCUCCUGCUCCUGUGCUUUCUACUCCGGCUGCUACCUCUGUUUCCCCCACUCGGCCUCCUCUUCCUUCCACUUCUACACCUCUUCCCGCCUCUCCUACACGCAUUGCCCCAUCUCCAUCUCCUCCCUCUCCCUCUGCUUCUCCCACUCUUUCUGCCCCACCACCUCCCUCUACUCCUCCCGCUGCCAGUCCUCCUCCACCCGCCUCCCCCAUUGUCACCCCUCCACCCUCCACUCCUGCUCUUACCACUCCUCCGCCUUCCUCCCCUUCUUCUUCAUCUUCUCAUGAUGAUGAACUUACUGCCGAAGAGAUUGCCUUGGCGAAAGCAAAGGAGGACGCAAUGAUUGUCGUGUUGGAACCGGGCGACACACAGUGGGCAACCAAGAUGGAAUCACCAGUGAAGGAACCUGAGGUGAUUGAGAGUGGUCGAAAGCGUAAGCGCCGACCGACUGACCAGAAUGCUGUUCCGUCACCAACUCCUGCUCCAGAAUCCACUUCAACUACUGAAUCCCCUGUAGCCUUAACUCGCAAACGGCCUCCUCGAGCUCACUCUCCAAAGCCUCCGGAACCCAAGAAAGCGCAAACAGUUGCAUCUGUUCCUGCGUCGACACGCACCACUCCAAGUAGGCCAAGAGCGGACUCUGCUAAAAACAUCAGCAGUCUUACCCAAUUGGGUUCAAUUGUUGACUAUGACCCGUUGCAUUUUAUUCGGUGUCAUGCCCGGGACAACGAUCCAUUGGAUUGUGAAACAAAAGUAUGGCGCUGUGCGUUCGAACCCAGUGUGGACGAUCCGCGGAGCGAGACAUCUAGUGUCGUGGCCACCUGCGGUGGUGAGUGUGUCUGCCUCAUCGAUUGUCGAUCCGGUCGGGUUAUGAAACGGUUCAAGCAUUUGGGCGAGGAAUUCUACUCAUUGGCAUGGACGACUGUGGAAAUGGCUGCCGGACAUAAAACCAACUUACUGGCUGCAGCUGGGAAAUUGCGUGAAAUCCGUCUUUUACACCCCGAGCAGUUGGUGUGCUAUGCUGAGAUGCGUGGCCACAAAGACGACAUCGCCUGCAUGAUUUUCCAUCCGGAAAAGCCGACGAUCCUGUUUUCAGGAGAUUCAAAGGCCUCCGUCCUCGUUUGGGAUGUCGGCAUUCCCUCUGCUCCAGAAUAUCGCACUCGGCACCAACUUCUCAUGCGCUUAGUGUGCCCCAGACCCAAUUUGAACCCAGUCCUCAACCUGAUUUUCCUUCCCAAAUACAAUUGUCUCCUCUCCGGUUGCGAAGACGGUGUGUUCUCAUGGACAUUCAGUGAGUUCCGCAAGGAGAAGCUCACGGAUGAGAGACAACCAGAUGUCGAGUUGAAGAUCCCAACUCGUCGUGAGCCUUGUUUCGAUGGAUUAGCAAAGUUAAGCGAUGAUCUUGUCGUGGUUAAAUGUGUUGAGGAGGGCGAAAUUUACGUGUUUGAUUAUUCACAAGUCUCACAGCGAUCGAGACGUUUGGGAACAAAGAAAACGGUGAAUGUGGAAAUCCGUGGUCAAUUGCGUUGGCACACCACGGAUGAGAUUUACAUCAAUGUGACCGCUCGCAGCGGUUUAAACACCGUGAUAUGCGGAGAUAACGAGGGUACGAUUUGGUUGUACGACCUGCAAAAGCAAGUUGGGGAAGACGCACGCCGAUUCAAAUUGAAACCGCUAAAGAUUCUCGAAUGGCCCGAGUGUAGUAUUGGUGGAUCGAAGGAUGAGGAUGCACAAAUGAAAGAGAACAUCACUUCCGGUUUCAAAAACCCCGUCGUGAACGCCACAGACAUCAGCCACGAUGGUCAGUAUCUGGCCGCUGUUACAGAUAACAAUUUGGUGUGCAUCUGGAAAUUUUCCGGCUAACUCGUCCACAUCCGCUUUUACUCUCUCUCUCCAUCACACCACCUCCCGGUUCUGGUUGAUCGUGACGACAUCCUUUGUGUAAAGCAUUAUCCGUCAUUUUCUCUAUACAUUUACUCAUUAUCCAGCCUGUUACUUGUCUUUGGCUUCCAUUGCUGCAUCCCGCAUAUCUGCCAUUCUUCUGGGACAUAUCAAGCUUGAGCACAUCAUCUUGAAUGAUCUGCUAUUUUUUUAGUCAUUCAACCGGACAGUUAUUUACAAGG
Molecule: messenger RNA, 6539 nt
Organism: Dicrocoelium dendriticum
Lineage: Eukaryota; Metazoa; Platyhelminthes; Trematoda; Plagiorchiida; Dicrocoeliidae
Source: the annotation of a GenBank genome assembly